Messenger RNA from Penicillium coprophilum, 1455 nucleotides. RefSeq lists its product as uncharacterized. The transcript has a single exon. The coding region runs from base 1 to 1455 and encodes 484 amino acids. The record is from RefSeq and is a predicted model, not a curated record. NCBI's taxonomy places the organism in Eukaryota, Fungi, Ascomycota, Eurotiomycetes, Eurotiales, Aspergillaceae. Gene Ontology annotation, molecular function: hydrolase activity, acting on carbon-nitrogen (but not peptide) bonds.
AUGCCAAACUCGUAUAUUCUAAUUAAGGGUGGAACGGUGAUCCCCAUGAUUGCAUCGGGAGGGACACCCCUCUACAAUUGCGACAUUCUAAUAGAGAACGAUUGGAUAAAGGAUAUGGGUCAAGAUCUACCCUUGCCAACUGGAAGCAAUGCGUCCAUUAUUGAUGCGAAAAAUUCCAUUAUUACUCCCGGAUUCGUCGACGGCCACCAUCACAUGUGGCAGCAUCUUCUGCGCGGUAUCACGGCUGAUUGGUCUCUCUUUGGUUAUGCGUGUCAUUUGAGAAGUGUCUAUGGGAGUCUGUACACACCAGAAGAUGUCUACUUUGCGACAUACGCUGCUGCAUUGAGUUUGCUUAACAACGGCGUCACCACCGUCUUGGACCACUGUCAUGUUAUAAACUCGCCGGCACAUGCCGAUGCAGCCAUCAAGGGCUUGAAAGAUGCUGAGAUUCGAGGCACAUUCUGUUAUGGAUUCUACCAGAACCCCAAAAGCCCCGGAGAUUUCGCGAGCACUGCAGCGGACACGUUUGAUCCGGCCGCACGAGCCGAUGAUGCCCUUCGUGUGCGCGACGAAUUCUUUCCGAGCAACGAUCCCAGUAGGUCGCUUCUUACUUUCGGUAUUGCAUUAAACGACCCACCCACGCAAUCCUCGGAAAAGACAAUCGGGGAACUGGAUAUCGCGAGAAAGCUCAAAGCCAGGCUCACGACUGUACAUUCUUCGGUGAUAUCUCUCAAUGGGGACCCUAAGCCGGAAGUCGUCCAGUGUUUUGCUGAUGCACAGCUCAUGGGACCGGACCUCGUAUUCAGUCACGGAGGUUGGAUGACCAAUAGCGAGCUGGCUGCGGUACAGAGCUCUGGGGCUGGUAUUGUCGGGACACCCGACACAGAGUUGCAAAUGGGAAUGGGAUACCCGGUGGUAUGGGAAGCUGCCGAUCUGGGCUGCCGCUCUUGCCUUGGACUCGAUAUCACUUCAAAUCAAGGCAAUGAUUUCAUGGCGCAGAUGAGAUUGGCUCUUCAGACGCAACGCGCUCACGACUGUGAUUACCGCACGGUCCACAGAAAUGUCCGCAGGAAGACGGUGGAUGUGUUACGCAUGGCAACGCUAGGAGGCGCAGAGGUUGUGGGCAUGGACUCACUGAUUGGUUCUGUCGUUCCUGGUAAAAAGGCCGACCUGGUGAUGUUCCGCUGUGACGACAUUGAUACGGUGCCCGUUGUCGACCCUAUCGCGACAGUGGUCUUCCAUGCAUCGCCAAAGAACAUUGACACUGUUAUUGUGGACGGAAGGAUUGUCAAGCAGAAUGGUCAGCUUGUCGGUAUUGAUUGGGAGUCCCUACAAGACCAAAUUAAAAGCAGAUCCCAACGACUGAGGGACCAAGCAAGCAAAGUCGAUAUGGAGAAGGCUGAAUUGCUCUUCCGGUCCAUAUUCGAGAAGGCCAUGGGAGAUCAAAGCACAUGA